AUGUGGAGUGUUGUCAGCGUGGAAAGAAGGAAGGAGGGUGACAAGACAAGACAAGACCUCGACCUCGACGGAGCAAAGACGCACUGCACGACAUGGGCACCGGCACCAGCACCGGACUGGAAGGCCCUUGGCUUGACUGUCGGCUACAAAGUAGCGGAAGCACUCAUGAAGCCCAUUGUCGCCGCUCCGGCAAUCAGAUGCUCGUGCUACCACCUCAACUGCCUCCCUCCUCGCAGUCAGGACAGCCCUCAUUCAUCCCAGUUACCAAGUCCUUCCAACCGGGGUCAUCGCCGGUGCCCGGAAGGCCCUCAUCGCAACGAGGAAAUGGCCCUUCUACUGGCAAUCAUCACCUAUGCCUUCUCGUUGUUCGCCUCCAUCUCCCACGGCAACGCCUACAUCAUCGACAGCUCUUGCCAUGGCAGCAUCGACAACCUCAACGCAGUCAUAAAAUCCACCUUCUCUCUCGUCUCGGCCGCGCAAAGCCUGCUCUACCUCAACCCCGUCAGAGAACUGCAAGCCCACGGCAAACAAGUAUACGACGCCAAAAUCGACGCAAUCAAGUUCAUCAUGCCCGAGAUCCUGACAAACGGCCAGCCCGACACUGCCAACAGCUACUGGCGGCAUGCCGACAAGGUUCUUGAACAUGUGCUCCUCCUCGGCAAACCAUUCCGCCGCGACUCUUCUUCCGCACAGGAGACCAGUAGUAGUAAGCGCCGGAAACUCGAGCACCCGCAAGACCCGGGGGCAAGGUCGAACAAACCAGCCGACCAACCCGACUGGGGCAUCUACAGAGACGCGGAUCCGAACGAGGUGGUCAUCUUUUGCAACCAGAACCACUUCACUAGACACAUGACCUGCGCUGGAAAGCCUUCAGCCACGUUGUCUUGCGAUCGAACCAUCCAACUAGAUUUCCACGAGGACUUAAUCAAGUACGACGAGUGUCAAUAUGACUCAAAGAACAACCCCUUGAAAGUACUCGCCUAUGCAAGAACGUUUGACAAGUUCUUAGCCAAAAGCCCGUGGGCCAACCACAUCAUUCUAUGCGCAAAAACGAUGGAGAAAAUAGAGCGCUCGGAAAUAGACGAGGAAUCAAAGCGAGACGCCCUGCCGACCAGGGAGGAGAACGGCGAGGCAACAUACGCCGCGAAUCCCGCAAUCGACAUGGCUACAUCGCCAGCCUCGACCCUGUUUCAUGAACUGACACACGUGGUUGACAAGAAGUAUCGGACGGAGCAUGGAUACUUUGAAGAUGGGGGCUAUCGUUGGCAUGGCAUUAGGAAAGCUGUGCUGGAGAGGUUGAGUAACCGCAACGCCGACAGCUACGUGUAUCUCGGCCUUGCAGCGAGGUUGAUUUCCCCGCCCUCGCCGGGUCGCAAGCUUUUGAAAAUCCUCAGAGAUGGGAAUUUUGCCGUCGUAAAAGCAGCCAAGGGUAAACAUAAAGGAGGAAAGAGGAAAAAGAGGGCCAAGGUGUCGAGGCCAAGGAAGAAGGCAUGGGAAGGGUAA
Ustilaginoidea virens is the source of this 1503-nucleotide messenger RNA. RefSeq lists its product as uncharacterized. The record is from RefSeq and is a predicted model, not a curated record. Gene Ontology annotation, molecular function: metallopeptidase activity. The transcript is spliced from 2 exons. Lineage: Eukaryota; Fungi; Ascomycota; Sordariomycetes; Hypocreales; Clavicipitaceae. The coding region runs from base 1 to 1503 and encodes 500 amino acids.